Messenger RNA from Drechmeria coniospora, 1617 nucleotides. RefSeq lists its product as uncharacterized. The transcript has 2 exons. Bases 1 to 1617 code for a protein of 538 amino acids. The record is from RefSeq and is a predicted model, not a curated record. NCBI's taxonomy places the organism in Eukaryota, Fungi, Ascomycota, Sordariomycetes, Hypocreales, Ophiocordycipitaceae.
AUGAACUCGGUACCUGCACUGACGCCGUUCCUCUAUCAGUACUGCCUGACAUCUACCGAUCAGGCCACAGCCGUCGUCUACUUCACCUCCAGGCGGAAAUGGAGAGGCCAUCACGGUACCGCAGUGCGAAGCCUGGAACCAACGGCCGUGCUGUCCAUCUGCCCUCCCCUCCGCUUACCCGUCGUCAUGUUCGACGAGUCCACGGGCCAAGUCUUCCAGGAAUGGACCCUGUCACGCCAGGCGAUGUCGCCCCAGGGGAUUGAUGCCCAGGACUGGUCUCGUCGACAGCCCAUCGCCUCCUCGUCGACGUCGGUUCGAGAGCGAGGCCCGCGCUCCCUCGUGGCCAUGACAAUCAAUGUCAUUGUCAGCAACAUUGGUAGAAUACCAUCUUGGGAGUAUCUGACCCAUGUUCCCCAGCACCUGCAGCGGCGCAUCUGGCGCUUUCUGGAACCGAGCGGAGUCAGUUUGCAUGCCUGGAAGCUAUUCUCCAAGCUCCUAUGCCUGGCGGAUGCCGAGAAGACGCUCGGGCUGUGCCGCUUUCGACAGCACAUUUGCGAGCCGGACAGCGCACUGCGGCGGUACUCGCAGCCCUUGACCUCCUUGACGGCCGAUUUCAUCACCCACCUCAUCAUUGCGGGAGGGUGCAAGUUUAGGGCCAACGAAAUGCUUUGCCUCGCCGAGAUGAGGAAUCUCGGCGUCCUUGAGCUCCUCCAACCAGCCGAGAGUGAGUUGGCGAGCUAUCCCCGUCUAAGUAAUCGUCUCAUUCGCGGUUGGACCGAGGUGAAAAAUCCGUUUCCUCUUCUUCGGAUCCUGCGAAUUUGUGGUGGUGACCAGCACGCCACCCAAGAGUCCCUUCCUCUGGUCUCCCAAUUUCCCUCGUUGGCCCUCUACGAUGUCACAGCCUCCAGGGAAGACUGGCCCGACCCGGCCGACCUCGCGCGUGCCCACGGCUGGAACACGGCCUUUCUAGGACCGGACAAGGACGAUUCCCUGGUCGACUACCUCAUGCUCCUCCUUCCGCCCGAUCAGUGGCAUCAUGUCCAACCUGCAGAUCUGGCAAAGGCCAUUCAGACUGAUCUGGCCGCCUUGUAUGGCGACUCCCAAAUUGAAGUCAGGUUCGCCGCUUGUGAAGAAGCGAUCCCUCUCCAGGGCUACAUGACAGAUGCCGCAAAAGGCAGCAUGCUGGCUGGGGGCACCGGUGGCGACUCGCAGAAGCGUGGCACCUCUUGCCGCCAACGUCCACUCGAAACCUGGGCCUUUUGGCUCUACUCUUUCUUGGGUCAAGUCGGCCAUGACAGCGACCUGAGGCGGAACGGCAUUUCGGUCGAUUCGCACCUUGUUGCCGGCCCUUUCAUUCUACCAUCCAAGCCUCUGGCAUGCCUGUCUCUUGGACAUGGCCGUCGUGGGAGAACAGAGUUGCAAUGGCCAUAUGAUCAUCCUUGGCCGCUCCCCAUGGUCCAUCGCGUCUUCACAAGACUCAGCAUUGCCCGCGCCACGUCGGACACCGAUCCUUCGUCAAUACCUCCGAAUUUCGUGGCGACCGAGACGCGAGAUCCAGCCUUACGGAGACGGAAGAGGCAACGCUUAGACGACGUGCUGCGGGACCUGUCAGGAUGA